Sphaeroforma arctica JP610 is the source of this 307-nucleotide messenger RNA. RefSeq lists its product as hypothetical. The annotation marks the transcript as partial. The record is from RefSeq and is a predicted model, not a curated record. The transcript is spliced from 2 exons. NCBI's taxonomy places the organism in Eukaryota, Ichthyosporea, Ichthyophonida.
CCACGAACGUAUAACGAACAGGCAGACAUGUGCGAUGCAGAUAUUUCGGAUGAUAUGGGUAUACAAGAAGGUGACAAACAAACACAAUCACAUGACGUGGUGAUACUGAGAGAGCUAUUUGAAGAGAGCCUUCCUGGCAGUCCAAGUCUGUUACUCAGAGGGAACCAGGACAUGCAAGCAAUAGGAACAUCCAUCGAGGACUCGGAAGAUGUAUUUCAAUACCCCAAGCGUGGCGAUGGUACAGACAGUCUGCGGAGCGCUAAAACUGAGGAAGUUACAGCGAGUCAUAAUACUUGGGCCGGAAAGG